Postia placenta MAD-698-R-SB12 is the source of this 780-nucleotide messenger RNA. RefSeq lists its product as hypothetical. The record is from RefSeq and is a predicted model, not a curated record. Gene Ontology annotation, cellular component: nucleus; cytoplasm. NCBI's taxonomy places the organism in Eukaryota, Fungi, Basidiomycota, Agaricomycetes, Polyporales, Adustoporiaceae. Bases 1 to 780 code for a protein of 259 amino acids. Gene Ontology annotation, molecular function: mRNA binding. The transcript has 4 exons.
AUGACCAGCUCCGCCGCCGCCGCCCCGCCCCCCGGCGGCCGCGACACCCGCACCCAGCUCUUCGUCGGCAACCUCCCCUACCGCGUCCGCUGGCAGGACCUCAAGGACCUCUUCCGCCGCGCGGGCACCGUGCUGCGCGCAGACGUCGCGCUCGGCCCCGACAACCGCAGCCGCGGCCACGGCACCGUCCUCCUCGCGACCCAGGACGACGCCGAGCGCGCCGUCGCGCUCUUCCAGGGCUGGGCGUGGCAGGGCCGCGUGCUCGAGGUCCGCAAGGACCGCGCGGGCGUCGGCGGCGCGGGCGCAGGCAGGCCGAGUGUUUCCAUUUUGGAUACUGCAAAGUCGCGCACAUUUUGGGGGGCCAUUAGGGCGCGCCGUGCGACGCGGCCCCGUGAUCGCGCCUGUGCAUCCUCUUUGGGUCGGCUCCCGGGCGCGUCUCCCGCUCUGCGGGGCGCAUCCCUCCCGUUCCACAUCCAGUGGCAGGACCUCAAGGACCUCUUCCGGCAGGCGGGCGCCAUCUCCCGCGCCGACGUCGCGCUCGGGGCGGACGGGCGCUCGCGCGGGUUCGGCACGGUGAGCUUCGCGAACGAGGCCGAUGCGGAGCGCGCGGUGCGUAUGUUCAAUGGGUACGUUGUUCCCGUUCUCUGUCUCGUUCCCUCCGGCAUGCGUUCUGCCUCGCUCCCGCCGGCAUGCAUGCAUUUUUUGUGCGCUACUGACCCUCUCUGCGCGACGCACACACAGGUACGAGUACAACGGGCGCGCGCUCAAGGUGCACUUUGA